CUGAAUGCAACAGAAAGGUACAUGGGGAAGUUCAAGAGACAAAAGAUAGAAACAAGCUGUGGUAGGAAUGAAGAGGCUGAUAUCAUUAAAAGUGAAAUGGCAUUAGUUACAAAGCAUGCAAAAUGCAUUCGCUCAGUUGAUGCAAAUCUAGAAGGGCGCUUAGUCAACUGGAUGAGCAUGGAUGAGACUCAGUUUUUGCAUUUUGAUAAAGUUAAAGAUGGUGAAUCUGCUGCUGAUUGUGACGAUUCAGAUGAGAGCGAGGAUGAAGAUGAUGACUGUUAUGAAGAAGAUGAAACUAAUACAAGAAGUGCUAAUAAUAAUGAGCUAAAGGAGCAGCCUCGUGGAGAAGAUUUUGAUCAACGAAUGCUUCCCUGUUUGGAAAAUUUUGCUGGUGGUCAGAGAGAGGCCAUUGUUGGAAAUGUAAGCCAGGGAACUAUUGAAUAUGAAAUAGAAGAUUGCAGACCACUUGAUUCACAAGCACUUCAAAACCAAGUGGAUCAUAAGAAACAUGGUAAGAGAGAAGUUAUGAACGAUGGAGAAUACAAGCCACAAGAAGAGAUACUUAUGCAUAAGAAGAAAGCUUGUCAUACAGGAUCUGCCAGCAUAUUGGGGAAUAAAAAGCCUGCAAAGGUGCCUUUCUGUCCAAAAGAAGUAAAGGGAAUACUUGAGUCAGAAGCCCUUCUAUUGAAAAAUGCUCAGUCCCAUACCAUAAGAAAAAUCAUAGUCUUUGCCUCUCUGGGUAUAAGGCAUGGAUGUGAAGAUAUGUAUGAAUUAGACUUCAAUCAUUUUAGCAUCCUAAGGAAGGGGGAACCAUAUGUCUCACCAAAGAAUCCUGGGGAGCAUGUGCUAUAUGAGAAUCCUGGAGUCCGGAGGAAGAUUUUCUACCCAAAUCGAGAGAAUCCAACACUGUGUCCCGUUCAAAUACUUGAGGAGGAAAAGGCUAUGCGUCCAUCUGAUCCUAGCUGCCCCUCAUGCUUAUUUUUGUGCAUCAAGUAUGGUGGAAGAACAAGAAAUCUUCCCCAGAAUGAAUAUGUCAGGCAACGAAUGGGAAGAAACAAGCUGAAGUCUUUUGGGCCAGUUAUGUGCCGAAUGGCAAUGCUAGUCCAUGUUCGCAGUGGAAGCUUCUUCUUCAAGGCCUUGGGCAUCACUCUUCUGUUCAUGGCUGGUUUUCCUGGUGACUUAGUUCAAAGGGAAACAAAAUACCGGAACCUAGACUUGCUGCAAAAAUAUUACAGGACAGAUGGGGAUGCUGAAGGGGAAGAGUUAUUUCUUCCAUAUCCAGCCACUCCUGAUACUCAGCCCAGUCCCAGCUUUCAGCAGUUAACUGGGAAGACAUCAUCAACGAAAUCAAAGAUCAAAAAACAAUCAAACUCCACAAAUAAGACUCAGAAUGCGCCAAGAUCCUCAGUGCAACAGCCUGCUUCUCCAUGUGUUGUGCCUCGUGUGCAAUUUGGGCUUAUGGGGUGUGCUUCUAUUCAAAAUCAUGCAAUGACACCAAUUCAAUCUAUGCCAUCACAGACUCAUGCCGAUGCCCCUCUAGUAUCAAACCAAGUAUUUCCUCACUCUGCUACUAAUUUGUCAUACCACAGCCACUCCCUUUAUCAUAUAUUCCCACCACAGCCUGCAAAUACUUUCAUGCCAAUGAUGUAUUGGCCUCCACCAAGUGCAUUUCCUUCUAGUCCCUACCCAACUACCUAUGGUUAUGGAUCUUUUCCAUCAACUGCAAGUUACAUGUCAAUCCAUCCACAGCCUUAUAACAAUCGUCCUGCCGGCAGUUCUUUUGUCCCUAAGAUGGUAGAAGGUAAUGCAAAUAAUAAUGUGGCUCUGGAGGAACCCGAUAGUGAUUCAGAUAGCUCUUCAAGCAGUACAGAACCAAAAGAGCCAUUAGCAAGCUGCAAGUAAUGCACCAGCUGAACAUAGUGCAAUUUUGUAAAUGAACCUCCAUUGGGAAAAAAAAUCUUAGCGAAAGAAAUGCAAUUUAGUGCAUAUUCAUGUAGCUUACAGGUUCAUCUGCAUGUUCUGUGUAUGUUACAGUUAAAAAAAAGUGAUUUCUUUCUCCCCAA
Molecule: messenger RNA, 2063 nt
Organism: Mangifera indica (mango)
Lineage: Eukaryota; Viridiplantae; Streptophyta; Magnoliopsida; Sapindales; Anacardiaceae
Exons: 5
Coding region: 22-1902 (626 amino acids)
Source: RefSeq, a predicted model, not a curated record